Messenger RNA from Arvicola amphibius (Eurasian water vole), 768 nucleotides. RefSeq names its product myogenic factor 5 (gene Myf5). The record is from RefSeq and is a predicted model, not a curated record. Bases 1 to 768 code for a protein of 255 amino acids. Gene Ontology annotation, molecular function: protein dimerization activity; DNA-binding transcription factor activity, RNA polymerase II-specific; RNA polymerase II cis-regulatory region sequence-specific DNA binding. Lineage: Eukaryota; Metazoa; Chordata; Mammalia; Rodentia; Cricetidae. The transcript is spliced from 3 exons. Gene Ontology annotation, biological process: muscle organ development; positive regulation of myoblast differentiation; regulation of transcription by RNA polymerase II.
AUGGACAUGAUGGACGGCUGCCAGUUCUCCCCUUCUGAGUACUUCUAUGAAAGCUCUUGUAUCCCCUCCCCUGAGGGUGAGUUUGGGGACCAGUUUGAGCCAAGGGUGGCUGCCUUCGGAGCGCACAAAGCUGAGCUGCAGGGCUCGGACGAUGAUGAGCACGUGCGAGCACCUACGGGCCACCACCAGGCUGGUCACUGCCUCAUGUGGGCCUGCAAAGCCUGCAAGAGGAAAUCCACCACCAUGGAUCGACGCAAGGCCGCCACCAUGCGCGAGCGCAGACGCCUGAAGAAGGUCAACCAAGCCUUCGAAACGCUCAAGAGGUGCACCACGACCAAUCCCAACCAGAGGCUCCCCAAAGUGGAGAUCCUCAGGAACGCCAUCCGCUACAUCGAGAGCCUCCAGGAGCUGCUGAGGGAGCAGGUGGAGAGCUAUUACAGCCUGCCCGGACAGAGUUGCUCCGAGCCCACCAGCCCCACCUCCAACUGCUCUGAUGGCAUGCCUGAAUGUAAUAGUCCUGUCUGGUCCCGAAAGAACAGCAGCUUCGACAGCGUCUACUGUCCUGAUGUAUCAAACGCAUGUGCGGCAGAUAAAAGCUCCCUAUCCAGUUUGGAUUGUUUGUCCAGCAUAGUGGAUCGGAUCACGUCUGCAGAGAGAAGCGAGUUGUCUCUCCAGGAUACAGCUUCCCUCUCUCCAGUUGCUAGCACCAAUUCACAGCCGGCAACCCCAGGAGCCUCGAGUUCCAGACUUAUCUAUCACGUACUAUGA